GGGAGGGACACAGUCAUUGUGACCAGAAACAGGAGAACAGAAAACUUCAACUAAAGAAGCUAAAGAAGCUAAAAGGGCUCCUCCUUCAGUCUGCUGAUCUGAUUUCAGGUUGAGAUGUUCUGGCUCAGGAUGACUUCCUGUCUGUUGUCCCUCCUUUUUCCUUUGGUGUCCUCCAUCAUGGCCACCGACCAACCCGCAGGCUGCAAAAUCCGUAUCACUGAGAAAGGACUGGAGAUGUUGAAGUCUGAGACUGAGAAGUUUGUUGAAGAGGAGCUUAGUAACAUCAGUAUGCCGGAGAUGAAGGGCACAGAAGGACGUUUCCAAUACACCAUCACUGAUGUGAAGAUCACUGAGUUGAAUCUGACUCAUGCCGACCUGCAGUUCAUCCCUGAAGUCGGUUUAAUGUUCGAUGUUCAGAACUCUUCGAUCUCACUGAGUUUUCACCGACGGAUCCUCUACUGGUUCUUUUAUGACACGGGGAACAUCAACGCGUCGGCGGAAGGCGUGAACAUCAACACAGCUCUGAACCUGAUAAGAGAUGAUGAGGGACGACUGAAGAUCAAUAACAUGACCUGUGACGCCAAAGUGUCCAAGAUGAGGGCCAAGUUCAGCGGGACACUCGGGAAAGUUUACGACUUCCUGGCGAGUUUUCUGACAACAGGCAUGCGCUUCCUCCUCAAUCAAAAGAUCUGUCCUGCUCUGAACCACGCUGCUCUGGUCCACGUGAACUCCAUGUUGGAGACGAUCCCUGUGAGGACGGAGGUUGAUCAGUAUAUCGGGAUCGAUUAUUCUCUGAUCAAUGAUCCGAUUGUGACGUCUCAGAGCCUCGACAUGAACUUCAGGGGGAUGUUCUUUGACCUCUCUGAUCCAAAUGACACGUUGGCGAACUACGCUGUUGACCCGGUGAUCAGAGAGUACGACCGGAUGGUCUACCUCGCUCUGUCCGAGUUCUUCUUCGACAGCGGGAUGUUUUCUUACUACAAAGCAGGAAUCUUCCAGAUCCACAUCGUCAACGAGAAGAUGCCCAAAGACCUCGAGAUGUUGCUGAGAACCACCUACUUUGGAACCAUCAUGAUGCUGAACCCGGCUCUGGUGGAGGCUCCACUGUCCCUGCAGCUCGCGGUCAACUCUCCUCCAAAAACCUCCAUUAAGACAUCGGGGGCGACAGUCGUGAUGACAGCCAUUGUCAAGGUGAUGGUCCUGCCUCCAGGUCAGCCUCCGGUCCAGCUGAGCAGUAUGACCAUGGAGUCAAAGUUUAACGCCAAAGUUUCUAUGAAGGGGAAACGUCUGGCUGUACAUGCUGACCUCCGCAGGUUUAAAAUCUUCUCCAAUCAGUCGGCUCUGGAGUCUUUGGCAUUGAUUCCUCUUCAGGCUCCUCUGAAGACGAUGUUGCAGAUGUCAGUCGUUCCUUUAAUCAACAACUGGACGAAGCGAGGAGUUCAGAUCCCUCUGGCUGAUGGGAUGGAUUUCAUUGAGGAGGUUGUUGAAUAUCACAAUGGUUUCAUCGUGAUUGGAGCGAAUCUUCACUUUACCAAAGGACUGAGAGAAAUGAUAUCAGGCGCCAAUCAGACAGAGACCAACAUGUAAACAUGUAAACAUCUACAGAUAUAUUUAUAGACACUGUGAAUAUAUAACUCACUGUGUGAACACGACAUAUAACAAGAUGUUACAGUGUUUGUCAGUCGCGUUGGUACAUGUCUCAGAUCAGAAUUGAAAUUCUCAAAACUACUUCUUCAAUCCUCACAUCACUGUGUCACUUGUGUACGUCAAAAAAGAAGUUUCUGAUGUGUUUGAACAAGUUGCAAAUGCUUUGGUAUAUCCAUGCAAGUGAGUAUGUACAAUUUUCUUCUCUUCCCUACAUUAUCAAUUGCUUAUGUCAUGUUGAUGAAAAUGUAUUAUAAUGGGUCUCAGUUGAAUAGUCCCACCACCACAACCUUUAGGCAGUAGUUUAUCGCAUAAGUGUUUACGUGCAAAAUGGUUGAAGAAGUUGUCAUAAUAUGUUAAGUAUAUUUUUAUACUGUACAUUUCUAUUGGACUUUUUUUCUAAAUCUGUCCUGAACUGGUAAAUUGUUACCAGGUGAAUCCUGACUUUCUCUAAAGAAGGGAAGUGUGUGAAGCAUUAGAUUAACCAAUGAUUUACCAGUUUUCUGAAAUAGGUCAAAGGUGCAUCUGAUGAACCAUCAGCUAGCAAGUAUAUAUAUAUAGCUGGAACACAACACAAUGUUACAAUGUGUGACAAUGGAAAGAGAAGGAAUUGGAUGGGGUCAACAGCCAGAGAGAAGAAGAAGAGGAAGAGGAGAGAGGCUGCAUGGCGGAGGAGUUUUUUAGUUUGUGCUCUGCAGUGUUGUCUUUUCCUUGCUGUAUCGCAAUGACAUGGUCUGUCAAGAAAUUACAGUAGAAAUAGUAAAAGCGUAAAUUUGAAUCUUGUCCAGUGUCUUCAAUCAAUCUCCCACAUACACUAAGGUGUAACUUAGAAUUUACAAUGAUUGUCAUCAAAACUUCAGCCAUAGUUUACAUCAGAACAUCCCUCCAGAGUACAGUUAUAUUGACAACAUGACUAAGCAAUUUGGCUGUCUUAUCCAUACAUAAUCACACAAGGAGUUGUUAGUCUGAUGGCACUGACAUAUUCAUUGACACAGAUAUUUAGUUUUGAGAGAUGAACUAAGGAUUUUGAGGAAGAGACUGGGUGUUGCAGGUAAUCUAUGGUUGGUUUGGUAUUUGUACGAAUUGUUUUGAGAAAUGCACUUUGUGUUUUGCAAAUGUUGAGGAUGAUCUGAGAAAUGUAUCAAAGCGACUGAGAAAAACUGUAAUACAUUAAAAACAUAUUAGCCAAGGACGAUCCCAAAGACAGCCUCAACACACACACACACAUACACACACAUACACACACACACACACACACACACACACACACACACACACACAGACACAGACACACACACACACACACACACACACACAGUCAGUCAGUCAGUCAGUCAGUACAUAUAUACUGAUAUAUACUGGUAUGUGGAGUUUUUCCUGAUUAGCUGUGAGGGUCCUAAGGACAGAGGGAUCUUGUACGCUGGAAAGCCCUGUGAGGGAAAUUGUGAUUUGUGAUAUUGGGCUUUAUAAAUAAAAUUGAGUGAUUGAUUGAUAUGUGUGUAGUGAACAUUGUUUAUGUUUUGACAAAUACCAAUAUUAAAGUCUUUGUAAUUUUGUGAUCAAAUUUUUCUGUGGAUGAGUUUUGUAAUAGAAGUCAAACAAAUGUUGUUCUGUAUUAAAUUUAUUAAUUAAGU
This is a messenger RNA of Epinephelus moara (kelp grouper), 3278 nucleotides long. It is a transcript of the gene pltp, whose product is annotated as phospholipid transfer protein. The coding region runs from base 115 to 1587 and encodes 490 amino acids. Gene Ontology annotation, molecular function: phosphatidylethanolamine transfer activity; ceramide binding; phosphatidylcholine binding. The record is from RefSeq and is a predicted model, not a curated record. NCBI's taxonomy places the organism in Eukaryota, Metazoa, Chordata, Actinopteri, Perciformes, Serranidae. Gene Ontology annotation, biological process: phospholipid transport; high-density lipoprotein particle remodeling; ceramide transport. The transcript has 15 exons.